AUCGCUUGGGUAGGUGUCCAGGGAAGGCAGCGAGCAGGAUCCCCUACUCCGCGGGCGGCGCGAGGCGUCUGGCUCUUCGCGGCGGCUGCGAGGGGAAAAGAAGCGCGGGGGCUGGGUGGAAUUGAGGAGUGAGGAAAAAGGGAAGGGGCGGGGGAGAGGGACCAGGGAAGGCGUCAGGGGGAAUCUCGCGAGGGUUGGAGUUUUGGCGAGAGUUUGUGGAAGAUGGCGCCUGUUGUGACAGGUCAUUGAAAUUAUGAGACUAUCAUUCAGAUGGAAGCAUUGUAGUUCUUCGGAACCAUUAUGAUCUCAAAAGGAAAGGAGAAUGAUACAGAUACACUGGCUGAGGUGUUUUGAGGUGCAUCGAAGUGUUCCAAGCUGUGACUUACCUUAACAUGUUCUUGAAGUACCAUGGCGUGGAUUAAAAGAAAAUUUGGUGAGCGGCCUCCACCUAAACGACUCACUAGGGAAGCUAUGCGAAAUUACUUAAAAGAGCGAGGGGAUCAAACAGUACUUAUUCUUCAUGCAAAAGUUGCACAGAAGUCAUAUGGAAAUGAAAAAAGGUUUUUUUGCCCUCCUCCUUGUGUGUAUCUUAUGGGCAGUGGAUGGAAGAAAAAAAAAGAACAAAUGGAACGAGAUGGUUGUUCUGAACAAGAGUCUCAACCAUGUGCUUUUAUUGGAAUAGGAAAUAGUGACCAAGAAAUGCAGCAGCUGAACUUGGAAGGAAAGAACUAUUGCACAGCCAAAACAUUGUACAUAUCUGAUUCAGACAAGAGAAAGCACUUCAUGUUGUCUGUAAAGAUGUUCUACGGCAACAGCGAUGACAUCGGUGUGUUCCUCAGCAAGCGGAUAAAAGUCAUUUCCAAACCUUCCAAAAAGAAGCAGUCAUUGAAAAAUGCUGACUUGUGCAUUGCCUCAGGAACAAAGGUUGCUCUGUUUAAUCGACUUCGAUCCCAGACAGUUAGUACCAGAUACUUGCAUGUAGAAGGAGGUAAUUUCCAUGCCAGUUCUCAGCAGUGGGGAGCAUUUUACAUUCAUCUCUUGGAUGAUGAUGAAUCAGAAGGAGAAGAAUUCACAGUUCGCGAUGGCUACAUCCACUACGGACAAACAGUCAAACUUGUGUGUUCUGUUACUGGCAUGGCACUCCCAAGAUUGAUAAUUAGGAAGGUUGAUAAGCAGACCGCUUUACUGGAUGCAGAUGAUCCUGUGUCACAACUCCAUAAAUGUGCAUUUUACCUUAAGGAUACUGAAAGAAUGUACUUGUGCCUUUCUCAAGAAAGAAUAAUCCAGUUUCAGGCCACUCCAUGCCCAAAAGAACCAAAUAAAGAGAUGAUAAAUGAUGGAGCUUCCUGGACAAUCAUUAGUACGGAUAAGGCGGAGUAUACAUUUUAUGAGGGAAUGGGCCCUGUCCUUGCCCCAGUCACCCCUGUGCCUGUCGUAGAAAGUCUUCAGUUGAAUGGCGGUGGGGACGUAGCAAUGCUUGAACUUACAGGACAGAAUUUCACUCCAAAUUUACGAGUGUGGUUUGGGGAUGUAGAAGCUGAAACUAUGUACAGAUGUGGAGAGAGCAUGCUGUGUGUUGUCCCAGACAUUUCUGCAUUCCGAGAAGGCUGGAGAUGGGUCCGACAGCCAGUCCAGGUCCCAGUAACUUUGGUCCGUAACGAUGGGAUCAUUUAUUCCACCAGCCUUACCUUUACCUACACGCCAGAACCAGGGCCACGGCCACACUGCAGUGCCGCGGGAGCCAUCCUUCGAGCCAGUUCAGGCCAAGUGCCCCCUAAUGAAUCAAACACAAACAGCGAGGGAGGUUAUACAAACGUCAGCACAAAUUCAACCAGUGUCACAUCCUCUGCAGCAACAGUGGUGUCCUAACUACCGUCUUUUUGCUAGGACUUAAACUGACUUGAGUGCGGCAAAAUGGUGACAAAAAAAAGAGAGAGAGAAAAAGGAAAAAAAUGAACCAUCUUUUGUGGUUUCUUGGGAAAACUUUUCAUACCAGGUGAUACUGUUCCAAAACCCCAUUACCUACAAGUGCUGAUUGGACAUGCAGAAGCCACAGUAAAACAGACAAGCAAAACAUGGAAAUGUACAAACUAUUGGAAUUCGGUGUUUUUUUCCAGCUGUUCUUUUUGUUUGGUUGGCUUUUGUUUGGUUUUGUUUAAAUGGGCAAGAAAUAGAGAUGUGGCUGGAAUAAAAGUUAAUCAAGCUAGAAGACACAAAUCUAACAUAGUUUUUAUGGACCAAGGAACUUGCAUAAGCUUUAGCAAAAGGUACAUUUUCACCAUACCUUUUUUUUAUAUCACAGUAUCUAGUACACCUUUGUUACCAAAUAGGUUGUUCCCCUCCCCGC
Odobenus rosmarus divergens (Pacific walrus) is the source of this 2347-nucleotide messenger RNA. RefSeq names its product recombination signal binding protein for immunoglobulin kappa J region (gene RBPJ). Bases 409 to 1869 code for a protein of 486 amino acids. Lineage: Eukaryota; Metazoa; Chordata; Mammalia; Carnivora; Odobenidae. Gene Ontology annotation, cellular component: MAML1-RBP-Jkappa- ICN1 complex; nucleus. Gene Ontology annotation, biological process: Notch signaling pathway; regulation of transcription by RNA polymerase II. The record is from RefSeq and is a predicted model, not a curated record. Gene Ontology annotation, molecular function: RNA polymerase II cis-regulatory region sequence-specific DNA binding; DNA-binding transcription activator activity, RNA polymerase II-specific. The transcript is spliced from 12 exons.